Messenger RNA from Beta vulgaris subsp. vulgaris (sugar beet), 429 nucleotides. RefSeq lists its product as uncharacterized. The record is from RefSeq and is a predicted model, not a curated record. Lineage: Eukaryota; Viridiplantae; Streptophyta; Magnoliopsida; Caryophyllales; Amaranthaceae. Bases 1 to 429 code for a protein of 142 amino acids. The transcript is spliced from 2 exons.
AUGAGGUUUGGAAAGAAAGGGAAGCUCAGUCCUAAGUUUAUAGGCCUAUAUGAAAUACUAGAUAGAGUUGGAAAAGUGGCCUAUAGACUAGCCCUACCCACUGAAUUAAGCCGUGUUCAUAAUGUGUUCCAUAUAUCUCAGUUGAGACGGUACAUCCCAGAUAAAUCGCAUGUGUUGCAACCUGAAACAGUUCAAAUUGAUGAGAACUUGUCUUACGAAGAAAGUCCUAUUAAGAUUUUAGACGGUAAGGUUAGAAGUACCCGGAAUAAGGACGUUAAAAUCGUUAAGGUGCUCUGGUCUAACCAGAAGUCUGAAGAAGCAACAUGGGAAGCAGAGGCUGAGAUGCGAAAGAAAUAUCCAGAGUUGUUUGCAAAGGAAGUUGGUGGAAAUAUGUCUGACUUGCUUUAUCUCUUCAAUUGCUUGCUUUAA